GAAGGUAUAUUUCCCGCGUUCUGUGAGAGGGGUGAACAAUGAAGCCGCUGACGAGGAGGGCCAGUGGCAGAAGAGAAGCAAACCACAAGGAAAAACAGAAGCAGAAUAAGGCAGCAGAAAAAGAAGAAGAAGAUGAUGACGACGAUGCAGAGCGUAGCACGAGCAGUCGGAAUGAAGCCGUCUUCCAACCGCGGGCCCGCACGAAACGCGUGGACUGGCGCAAGCUGGGCUCGGUGGACCCGGCUGCCCUGUCCCGACUCUGCGACGUGGCCGAGCUGCAGGCCCACCUGAGCUACGUGACCUUUUGCGAUGCCGAGGCCGAGUUUGGUGUUGGUAGCACCAGCGGCGGCGGCGGCGGCUGGAACCAGACUGGGACAGCAGGUGGGCCAGGUGGACUGAAGGCGCUGCUCAAGCUGUUUAGACUCGCUCAGUUGGGGCUCGAGUACUUGUUGCGCACUCAGGACGCCCUGGCCACUGGACUCGACGACCUGGCUGCCAAUUGUCGACGGCUGCAGGCUGACAAGGACCGUCUCUUGGAUGAGCGUCAGCGUUUGCAGACAGAGCUGAUGGAAAAAUCCUCAGCACAACAUCCUGCCUGUACUGAAUGCUUUGAGAGAUCGAAGUUGGCUGUCACGCAACAAGAAGCCAGUAGUACCCGAGGAUUCACUGAGAUGAUUUUGCCUGAAUUGCAGGCCUUGAGACGGGAUCUGGAUGGCCUCAGGGCCACUGUUGCUGCUCCUACUCCUACUCCCCCUCCUGUCCCGUGUCGGGAAUGCGUGGAAAGACGGAGUUCAGCUGCAACGUCUUCAUUCGAUCCCGAACACUUCCGUCAUCUUCUGUCCACGGAACUCGAAAUGAAGUUGUCUCGGUUAUUGUCGGCGAAGAUGGAGCAAAAACCAUCGACAUCAAUUUGCGGGGACGGCUGUUCGAAAAUCCAGUCAGUUGCGACGGACUUGAGGGAGCAAAUGGGAGAGUUGCUGAGUUGUGAGAUUGGCAGAGUGCAGAAGCUCGUGUCGGAUCAGCACAAGUGGUGGACGGAGAAAUUGGGCGAGCGGGAUGCCGAGUUGGUUGGCGAUGUCAGGAAGGAGAUGCAGAAAAAGAUUGAGGAAACUCGAUUUACUGUUGACAACCCUGUCUAUGGGCGAAUGGAGCAGGUGUUGCAGCAAGUCCUCACGUGUCAGCAACACCAAGAAGCCAUGUUGAAGCAGCAGGAGGCAGACUUGCGCCUGUUGAACGCAAACAAGCGUCUCGUUGUGUCACCUCCUCCUCCUCCUCCUGCCCAAUUGCCAGUUGAUGAUUCUUUGACAUCUUCGAGACAAAAUCUCACCAGGAGUUACGAGGAAAUUGGAUGGGGUGAUCACCAUCAACAGCAGCAGAGUGACGUCUCUCCUAUUCUUCCUCAUCCUUCUUCAUCUACUUCUGUGUCAACGGCUGGAGUUGAAGGAGAACAGGAGAAAUCGAAGGUGGAAAAAGAAGAAGAAGACGAUGGCAGAAGAGAGGAGCGGAAAGGAAAAGGCGGAAGGAAAGUGGCGUCCAUUUUCAAAUCUAUCCGAAGGUCACUGAGAUUCAGAUCCCAGUCGAGUCCAUCGCUGAAAUCUAACCCUCAUCACUCGGGUACCAAUCCUCCAAAAGCUUUUGCCACAAGUACCCCGAGGAAGAACAAGAAGGAAGAGGAGAGGAUACGACGACGUCUGGAUGAUGGUGACGAACUAGUGGGCCACUGGUGGGAGAGAGACGACCGGGUGAAUGUUGGCUCGAAGCGCCUGCUGAACAUGGCCCAGUGGGCCAGGUCCGCUUCUACGCUGUCCUUGCCACAGCCCGAGGCUUCUCACGCAACUCAAGCCGCCAAAUUCAAAGACGGAUCCGCAACAAUUCCAAGGUCUGGUAAGAAGACAGUGUCAUUUUUGGAUGAUCAAGAAAGGGAUAGAAAAUCUUCUCAACAUGAAGAGGAAGCAGAAGAUGUGGAGGAGGAGGAGGAAGAAGAAGAAGAAGAAAUGGGUGGUGAUUCGGAGGAAGAUGAUGAAUCGGUUGCUCGGGUAUCAAUGCAACCAUCGUGCAGCAACAGUUCUGCACCUUUCGCCACUAUUAGACCCGUGCCCACGCCACGCUCGGUCGUUAUUAAAGGAACCGCUUCGUCAAUGACAAGUUGGGAUUCCGAUGAUUGAUUGAGGAACAGUCAUUCUUCCCAUUAUUGAUCGUCUUCUUGAAUUUUUGCAACUUCGGAUCUCGCUUGAUGCUUUUCGAAAACUUAUCUAGUCAAUUUGUCCUUUGUUCUCAUGAUCAUGUCUGUCUGUGAUGCACGAUUGAUAUUUUAUAUUGUCAAUAUUUUGCACUUGCAUGAGAAAAAGAAGAAUAUUGAAACGAAAAAUCCCGGAA
Molecule: messenger RNA, 2376 nt
Organism: Notodromas monacha
Lineage: Eukaryota; Metazoa; Arthropoda; Ostracoda; Podocopida; Cyprididae
Source: the annotation of a GenBank genome assembly